CCACGGCCUACCAGAAUCCCAGAUAUCAAAGCGUUGCCUCGGAGAUACCUCUUGGCCACUAACCAACCAGCCAUGUUGUAUACAUAUUACUCUUAGUUGACUCCUGCUAAUCACCACCACACAAAUAAAGCUCUUGUCCACUACGAUUGCUGAGAGACAUCCAACUCAUCUUGAAGCCCCGGCCUUUCUUGACUGCUUCGGCACUUCCGGUUUAACUUUUUACAUAUUUAUUAACGCUUCAUUCAAACCUAUUUGUUUAACCUUAGUGGAAACGUUCCAGCUUAACCUGUUCCUUCAUCUGCGAAGAUGUCAUUUAUUCAAAAUACUUUUCGUGGUUUACCUCGGUUACCGAACAAGCAAGAAAGGGCUGCCAACAGACCUCGACCACCAUGGCAAAUAUGUCGGGAGCUUUCAGCCCGGCACUACAUGUACUUUUGCGUUGGCUUUCUUGCAUGGGUGAUCGAUGCAUUCGACUUCUUCGCGGUUUCGGUCACGCUCACCAGACUGAGUGUCCAAUUUGAUGGACGCUCGAUAACCGACUUGACAGAAUCGAUCACCCUUACUCUUCUCUUUCGGUCCGUCGGCGCUCUUGGUUUUGGGCUUCUGACCGAUAGGUUUGGACGUCGCUGGCCUCUGACAGCCAACCUAGUUUGUAUCGCCCUCUUGGCCCUGGGGACCGCAUUUGUGCAAACCUUCCAAGCCUUCCUUGCCGUCCGCGCGUUCUUUGGUAUCAUGAUGGGUGGUAUCUACGGCAUGGCUACAGCCACGGCUCUGGAAAACAUGCCUUCUGAAGCCCGCGGGCUCUUUUCAGGCAUCCUGCAGCAAGGCUACGCCAUCGGCUACCUGAUUGCUGCCAGUCUCAACCUAAGUCUUGUAGCCAAAACCGACGACUGGCGGUCGAUCUUCUAUUUCGGCGCUUGCCUGUCAUUUCUUAUUGCGAUCUUACGAGCGUUAUGUCCAGAGUCUCCAGUUUUUCUUGAAGCCCGAAAGCAAGCCCAAAUAAAUGCUGGCGACUCCUCAGGACGAUCUGCUGGAAAAGUUUACUUGGAUUCUUUGACGGCAGCCGUUAAGCAGUAUUGGGGUCGCUUUGUCUUCGCUAUCCUUUUGAUGACCGGUUUCAAUUUCUUGUCGCAUGGAUCCCAAGAUCUUUAUCCUACUUACGCACAAAUCACCAAGGGAAUGUCGAAGCAUCAAGCUUCACUUCUAACCAUCAUAGGUAACUGUGGAGCUAUCACCGGCGGUAUUCUCGGCGGAUGGUCUUCUCAGUUCCUUGGCCGUCGAUUGGCUAUCAUAGCCAUGUGUAUAUGGACCGGAGCAUUCAUCCCACUUUGGAUUCUUCCGACUAGCUUUUCUGGAUUGGCCCUUGGCGCCUUCUUUCUACAAUUCGGCGUCCAAGGAGCUUGGGGUGUUGUGCCGAUUUAUUUGAGUGAGAUUGCGCCUCCUGCAUGUUUAGCUAUAUUCACCGGGUUGACAUAUCAGCUAGGAAACAUGAUCAGUGCCGCAUCUACUCAAAUAGAAGCCAGGGCAGGUGAGCUUCACCGCGUGGUCAUAAACGGGACUGAAGUCGAGGAUUACACGGUAGUCCAAGCCGCUUUGAUCGGGACCGUGGCGGGGUAUAUUAUCAUCAUGACAUGCUUUGGGAAGGAAUACCGAGGGGUCGAUUUGGUCACUGGUGCACCAACUUCCGAGGAUACUACUCCCACUGUCACCGACGAAGAAACUUUGGCAAAGAUCGAAAAAGAGAAACCUUGAUCAUUAUUCUAAACCUAUUUCUUGAACCCCAUCCAACAAUUGCCUGUCCGUUCAACCUUGUCAUCUUGAUACACAUUAGCUGCGGUUUGCCCAUAUAAUAAUUGAUUUGUUCUCGUUCUUUUUUUUCAGUGGUUCUUUCAUCGGCGUAAUCUUGCCUCAUUCUAUCAUACCUCAUUAUAACUCUGUACCCGUACCCAUUGUUCUCACAAUGAUGGUUAGUUUCCGAGCUCCGUCUUUUUCUUGUUCUGUUUUAUGAAGUCUUAUUCCGUUCAGAUCGUAUCAUCUUGUAAUAAACUUGGGUUUCGGCUCGUCCACCUUUGUGGGGUCAGUCUGAAUGCAAUCCAAUCCUACUUACACCCCAAAAAUGGGGGGUACAAAGGAGGCGUACUCCAAA
Messenger RNA from Puccinia graminis f. sp. tritici CRL 75-36-700-3, 2146 nucleotides. RefSeq names its product MFS transporter, SHS family, lactate transporter. Bases 307 to 1752 code for a protein of 481 amino acids. The transcript is spliced from 9 exons. The record is from RefSeq and is a predicted model, not a curated record. Gene Ontology annotation, molecular function: secondary active monocarboxylate transmembrane transporter activity. Gene Ontology annotation, biological process: plasma membrane lactate transport. Gene Ontology annotation, cellular component: plasma membrane. NCBI's taxonomy places the organism in Eukaryota, Fungi, Basidiomycota, Pucciniomycetes, Pucciniales, Pucciniaceae.